CACAAUGAAGCUGCCAAUGCCAAUGAAUAUCGUAUAGCAUCAUCUUCGAAUGGCAGCAAACCAUUAGCACAACAUAAACUCACAAACUCUACAAUUAAGUUAUGUUGUAUCGUACAAAAGAAAAUAAAAAUAAUUUGCAGCAGUUUGAGAGAGUUUCUGGUUCAAAGCUAUGAUUCAACUGCAGCACAUGAAUUGCACAUUGUCUCUGAGCAACAAAGGGAGAAUUGGAAGUGCCUGGAGCUGUUUGAG
Molecule: messenger RNA, 249 nt
Organism: Geodia barretti
Lineage: Eukaryota; Metazoa; Porifera; Demospongiae; Tetractinellida; Geodiidae
Source: the annotation of a GenBank genome assembly